This is a messenger RNA of Papaver somniferum (opium poppy), 818 nucleotides long. Its product is annotated as agamous-like MADS-box protein AGL104. Gene Ontology annotation, biological process: positive regulation of transcription by RNA polymerase II. The record is from RefSeq and is a predicted model, not a curated record. Bases 1 to 672 code for a protein of 223 amino acids. NCBI's taxonomy places the organism in Eukaryota, Viridiplantae, Streptophyta, Magnoliopsida, Ranunculales, Papaveraceae. Gene Ontology annotation, molecular function: protein dimerization activity; DNA-binding transcription factor activity, RNA polymerase II-specific; RNA polymerase II cis-regulatory region sequence-specific DNA binding. The transcript has 9 exons.
AUGGGAAGGACUAAAGUAGAGAUUAAGAAAAUAGAAAAUCAAACAAAUAGGCAAGUCACCUUCUCAAAAAGAAGAAAUGGAAUCAUUAAGAAAUCUUAUGAGCUUUCUACUCUUUGUGAUGUUGAUGUUGCUGUCCUCAUGUUUUCGCCUUCUGGGAGACUCAGUCUCUUCUCUGCCAAGAAAAGGAUUGAGGAUAUUCUAUGGCGCUUUGUUAAUCUCCCGGUGCAUGAGAGGGGACAGCUGAAAAAUCAUGAGUUUCUCCUACGAAUCCUCGAAAAUUUGGAGCACGAGGAAGAAUUACUCUCCCAAGCAUCAAGUAUCACCAACAGUCCUGCGAACGACCAACCAGAGAUAGUUGAGUAUCUUCAACAUGAAAUACAAAGAAGCCAAUAUCAAAUAAAAGACCUCGAGAAACAACUUAGGGUUUUUGAAGGGAAUCCGACUGAAAUCACGUCCUUACUCGAGGCCGAGUAUCAUGAACAAGUAUUAGAAGAUGCCUUGGAACGUAUCUGUCUGCAAAAGGAAGCUUUGCAAAAUAAGUUUUCAACUGGAUAUAUAGAGUCAAGAAUUGAUCAGGUUUAUCCAGAACCAGAGAGUAGAACUUUGAUCACUAGGUUGAUGACUGGCAAUAAUAACGUUACAAAUAGCAACAACAUAUUUGACGAUGAAUGAGGGGUUUCAGCUUCAAAUCAAAAUGAUAAGCAAAGAGACUCAAAUAUCCAGAUUCUAAAUUUCUUGAACUCAAAUGGGCUUUUACCCGUAAGGUCAGCAUACCUAGUAUCUAUGCCAACAGAUCAACACUCGAGAUAAGUUUUUGU